Messenger RNA from Chrysoperla carnea, 920 nucleotides. Its product is annotated as mitochondrial dicarboxylate carrier-like. NCBI's taxonomy places the organism in Eukaryota, Metazoa, Arthropoda, Insecta, Neuroptera, Chrysopidae. Gene Ontology annotation, biological process: oxaloacetate transport; phosphate ion transmembrane transport; malate transmembrane transport. Gene Ontology annotation, molecular function: oxaloacetate transmembrane transporter activity; thiosulfate transmembrane transporter activity; succinate transmembrane transporter activity. The transcript is spliced from 4 exons. Bases 33 to 920 code for a protein of 295 amino acids. The record is from RefSeq and is a predicted model, not a curated record.
CUUUGAAGAAUAAUUUAAUUCAAAAAGUGACCAUGAUAUUGGAAAAAUGUAACAAAGAACAACAAACAGAAGACAAAGUACCUCCAAUAUGGGCUGGCGCAGCUGCCCAAGCGUUAGCCGCAACGCCCAUGCAUCCAUUUGACAUUAUAAAAGUACAACUGCAAGUAUCGAGAAAAUUAUCCUUUAAACAAGCAUUCAAAAACAUCAUAGAUCAAAAAGGUUAUAUGGGACUUACUUAUGGAUUAUCAGCAUCAGUGACACGUCAAAUAACAUAUGCUACAGCGCGAUUUGGAAUAUACGAAAAUCUAAAAGCGAUUUAUAAACGUAGAAAUAAACCCAUUGGUGUUCCUGACCGUAUAUGGAUGUCUUGUAUAGCGGGAGCAUUGGGUGGGCUUAUUGCAAAUCCUCCUGAUAUGAUAAAUGUCCGCAUGUUAAAUGAUUUUGCACAGCCACCAGAGAAAAGAAGAAAUUAUAAACAUGUGUUUCAUGGUUUGUAUUCAGUGGUUAAGGAGAACGGAUUUCUUGGACUUUAUAAAGGAGUUUCUUUAACAAUGAUGAGAGCCUGUAUUUUCACUACGUGUAUUUUCACUUCUUAUGAUACAUAUAAAGCAAUGUUCAUACGUCGUUUUGGACUAGGAGAUGAUCCAAAAACUCAUUUUAUGAGUAGCGUGUGUGCAACCUCGACAGCAAUUAUGAUAUCACAACCAGUGGAUGUCAUGAGAACUAGAAUUAUGUCAUCGAAAGGGGUACCAAGGUUACAAGUUAUAACAGACAUUUAUAAGAAAAAUGGAAUAUUUGGAUAUUGGAAGGGUUUAAUACCGACAUAUGCAAGAAUUGGACCUAUGAAUAUAAUGAUGUAUGUGUUUUUUGAAUUUUUCCGUAUUAAUUUUGGAUACUAUGUGGAAAGAAUAGAAGAUUAA